Messenger RNA from Contarinia nasturtii (swede midge), 2604 nucleotides. Its product is annotated as nose resistant to fluoxetine protein 6-like. Lineage: Eukaryota; Metazoa; Arthropoda; Insecta; Diptera; Cecidomyiidae. Gene Ontology annotation, molecular function: acyltransferase activity, transferring groups other than amino-acyl groups. The record is from RefSeq and is a predicted model, not a curated record. The transcript has 13 exons. The coding region runs from base 293 to 2413 and encodes 706 amino acids.
CUUACAAACAAUAGCAUUCACAACAAAUAAAGAAGUCGGUUGUAUUCCUGGCAUGAUUCUGUUCGAAACAAUCGUUUCAAGCAUUGUUUCAAGUGAUCAGUCUUCUUAGCGAUCUUGACGAAUUCUAACCGACAGAGAAAACUCUCUUGGCACAAUUUUGAGGAUUCAUCUCUCUGUGUGUGCUUUUUUUUUUACUUUUAUUUAUUCGUAUUGGAACAUAGUGUAGUUUUAAUUAAAUUAUCACAAAUUCACAAUUGAAUUCGGGAUAUAGAAAUUUUGUAAAUAAUAAAAUAUGCACAGGUUGCUGCUGUCGUUUUUAUUCGUGGUUUGUUUAAGCAGUCAAUAUGCGGAGGCGUAUCUUUUUAACAUGACAGAGUAUUUAAGAAUGCCGCCGAUGGCACGAAUGGAUGACUAUGAUAGGUGUUUUCUUGAUAUACCCGAAGGCGCAACCGCCACAUUUUGUAUGGUUACCUCACUGAUCAAGCCCAAUGAAAGCUCAGACAUUUGGAAUAUCAUCAAUAAAUAUUCAUCGGAUAGGAAACGUAUCUAUCGCCAUGAUCGAUUGUCGCGUGGCAUUUGUAUGAAUUGGUGCAAGAAACAAAUGAAUUACUUCGAUUAUGAUACCAGGAAAUCGUAUUACAUUGAAAACUUUUACAAUGACACAGAAAUUUAUAAGGAUCCAAAUUUUCAUACACGUGCCCUUGCUGAUCGUGCACGAUACUACCAAUAUGCCACCGAAUGUGUGAACUAUGAACUGCGCAAACAGUACGGUUUAAUGGCUCAAUCACAGAUUCGAUAUUGCAUUACGAACAAGGACAAUAUCCAAUCAACAUAUGAUAGUCUCGAUGUUAUCUUCGUAAUUCUUUGUACUGUAUUAGCCAUUUUGGUGGUGCUAUCAACCAGUUAUGAUUUUCAUUUGAAGAGGAAUAAUUUACCCCACUUAUGCAAUCGUGAACAUUACAAGCGCCCUGUUGAUAACACCGGAUUAACAACGUUGUUGCUUUGUUUUUCGCUUCCGAGAAAUUGGUACAAACUGACACUUGAGACACAAAAUUCGGAACUGUCCAGAGAUCUGCGAUCGAUAAAUGCCUUUCGGACGAUAUGCAUGUUCGGUGUGAUAUGUGCACAUUGUGCAUUGGCCAACAAUAUGUGCCCCCAGCUAAAUCCAUAUUAUAUCGAACAAAAAUAUUUCAUCACAAGUCACAUGAUUAUUAUCAAUGGUGCAAAUGCUCUACAAUCAUUUUUUGCAAUUACUGGUUUCCUCAUUGCAAUACAGUUUGUGGAUUUGCGUGAGAAAUAUAAAUUCAAAUUUUCAUUCUUUUGGAAGGCCAUCAUCUAUAGAUACCUGAGAUAUACGCCCGUCUACACAUUCAUUUUGCUGUUUAAUGCAACGUUCUUGUAUAAACUGCGUGAAGGACCAUCGUGGCCCAUUUUAGCCGAUGCGGAGCGUCUUGCCUGUCGUAAUAAUUGGUGGACGAAUCUGCUUUACAUCAAUAAUUUUGUAAAUGUUCGUGAACCGUGUAUGCAACAUGCAUGGUAUUUGGCAGCCGAUUUUCAGCUGGUCAUAGUGGGAACACUCAUUCAAAUGAUUAUUUGGAAGUUCACAAAGUGGACAAAAAUGGUAUUUGGCACAACAUUUGCGAUUUCAUUUUUGAUUCCCGCCAUAAUAACAUAUCGCUACAGUUUUGAAGGCACAUUUAUGGCAUCACCAGAAACGACCAGAUAUGCACAUUGGUACGAUGAACAAUAUCAAACGAUUUACAUUCCAUUCUAUACGAAUAUGGGCAGUUUUGUGCUCGGAAUGAUAGCUGGCCUACUUUAUUGUAAGCAUAAACAAGGACACAUCGAUUUAACCAAGUCAAAGGUAUUGCCAGUACUUUGGUACAGUUUAUUGCCGAUAGCAUUUUUGGGUCUUUACUCCGGCGCACUUUUCUACGCAAAUAACUUUGAAAAGCCGGCCAUUUGGAUUGCUAUCUAUGCUGCUGUUAUGAAAAGUUUAUGGGGAGUAUUUGGUGCAACGCUUGUGCUUGGCUCCGCUUUGAAUACAGGAUGGGUGUUCAAGAAUAUAUUGCGAAUGCAAGUAUUCCGAACGAUGGGUCGUUUGACUUUUGGUGCCUAUCUAAUUCAUCCAUCGGUGAUUCGUGCAUCGUACGGUAGCAUGCGUCAUCCAUUUUUCACCGACGAUUUUCGAGUGUAUGAUAACACAGUGUCCGCCUUUGUCACCUCCUAUGUUUUAUCAUUUUUCGUGUGUAUGCUGAUCGAAAUGCCAUUUUCCAUCAUUCAAAAGCUGAUAUUCAAUCGUGAUAGUAAUCGAAGCGAAAAAACCAUUUACGAAACAACCGAAACCGAAGCAAUAAAAUUGUCGAAAAAAAUGGUAGAAGUCGAAGAGAAAACCAUUAAAUCGUUCAAUUGAGCGUCAAUUUGCUGACGCAUGUACGUGUAUCAUCGAAUGAAGCAUCGCACUUGAUAGAUGUGAGAUAUAUAUAUAGGCGCUUAAUUUAUACAAGUGAAACGACACACCCGUUGAUCAGGAAUAUUAAGCUAUCUAAAGUCAAAUGUGAAUAAAUUAAAUAGAAUUAAUAAAAAUAAAUUAGUAAAUUUAAA